AUGCAACGCUCCUCUUCCUCGCUCAAAGCAGUCCAAAAGACUAUCUCUCGUUCUCUGGUCACAUCAUCUGCGUCUCGCCGAAUAUCUGCAGUACAAUUACCUUUAGGAGGAACAGCGGGACUUUUCCCCCGCUUUGCCGGUCUACUCGACGAUGCACCUCUUGACGGCGGAAAUCCGAGAACAGGGCUAGGCAGCGAUUUCCACACUCUACCUGCACCGACUCUCUUCGACGGUCCAGCCCGUCGCCCACGAGUUCAGACUUUAUGGCCUGCUUGUCACAUAUCCUUGAGUCAGCUCACAGAGAACCAAGGAGCAGUCGAAAUUUUCGACGGGCCAUCUCAUUACCACCGUAGUUACUAUGGACCGCCUCAGCGCAAGCAGAACAAUAUGUUCACCUAUGCGCUCGGCGCUGCGAUCGCCGUCGGAGGUAGCCUCUUCCUAAAUUUGCAUUGA
This is a messenger RNA of Marasmius oreades (fairy-ring Marasmius), 453 nucleotides long. RefSeq lists its product as uncharacterized. The coding region runs from base 1 to 453 and encodes 150 amino acids. The transcript has 2 exons. The record is from RefSeq and is a predicted model, not a curated record. Lineage: Eukaryota; Fungi; Basidiomycota; Agaricomycetes; Agaricales; Marasmiaceae.